This is a messenger RNA of Cornus florida, 3748 nucleotides long. RefSeq names its product small ribosomal subunit protein uS7m. Gene Ontology annotation, biological process: translation; ribosomal small subunit assembly. The record is from RefSeq and is a predicted model, not a curated record. Gene Ontology annotation, molecular function: structural constituent of ribosome; rRNA binding; mRNA binding. NCBI's taxonomy places the organism in Eukaryota, Viridiplantae, Streptophyta, Magnoliopsida, Cornales, Cornaceae. The transcript has a single exon. Bases 2724 to 3170 code for a protein of 148 amino acids. Gene Ontology annotation, cellular component: mitochondrial small ribosomal subunit; ribosome.
AGAAUUGCUUAUUGUAUUGAUCGUAUAGCGCCCAAAACAGCAACAACAACAUCUGCUUCAAAGAAACACUUUCAAACAAACUGAUAGGAACUUGGCAAGACGGAAUUCCAAGCAAAGUUGUAAAGUGAAGUGCUCACCGCUUCCCCGAUUUGAUAAGCCAAUUUGAUAAGAAAGGGAUGAGACUCACUUCCCCUGCCCUUACCACCCAGCUCUAUCAGCUAUAGAGACCCAUCUGCCACUUUCAGUUCUUGGCUGACAGUAUUGUAACAGGAGUACCAAAAAAAGAAUUCCACUUCUUUAUGCCGGCGCUAAGAAUGAUAGACUCUCUUGUCUAAUGGAAUGAAGGAGUUCGUAUCAUUUUGAGAAGAAGAACCAUUCCUGACCAACUUAUAGGGCAGAAACUACAGCGUAUAGGUAUGUAUGUAGGGAAGCUUUGCUUGUAGGUUUUUCACACUUCACUUGCUCGACCAAAGGAAUAGGAAUAGAGAGUCAAUGCAUCUAUCUUAGUCUGCUUCUGCGUCUGAAAUUCAUUCUUUUGCGCCUCAGCCUUCCAGCCUUCUAAGCGAGGAGUCAGCUAGUUCUCUUAUCAACGGCAAUCUCAUAAAGCCGCUCUAUCAUACAACUAAAACAUCGAGGAAGCUGUUUUACCCGAACCCAAAUAGUCGACGCUGAUCACAGGUCUCGACGAGCCUGAUCUUUGUUUUGGAAAAGGAAGAAUCCAUUUCCGUAAUAUGAUGAGUAGAAGCACUAUUCAAUUACAGCUUUCACUCCCUGCACUACUACUGUUAACAUAUCCCUGUGAAAUUAAAGGGACUUCCUUACUGACUUAUCUAACUAAAGUAAUCUUUAAUGAAAAUAGAUAGUCAUUGAGGCAAGCAGCCAAGGAACUAGCUCGACGCCGCAAACGUGAGUAUCUUGGUACUGACCGGCCAUUCUGAUAGAGGAGACCUACUCUAAGCCAAGAAAGAAGAAAUAGCCUACAUAGUAUAUGCAGCCAUUUUGUUGACUAAUGCUUACGCGUUUUGUGAAUCUUUUGAAUAUCUAAAUCAAUAUCAAAAGAAUUUCUUCUUGAGCGUAUGCAAUCGGUGAAGAGGUUGAGGCCUUCGUUCGGUACAGGGCAUGAAGCCCCCAUACAUCUUUGUACAUUCAUGGUCUUUACACCAAAUGUUGAAGAAGCCUUCAGGGAUGAAGCAACAAGAAGGAUGAAGAAAAAAAGCCAAAGACACCCCCCCAAAGAAAGAAAGGAAGGCUCAACAAACUCUCCUGUAAGUGUGAGGCCUCGGUAAGCAAAAAGCUAUAAGUCGAAAAUCAUCUAGGUCCGUUGAUGAAUCUCUUUCCUGGGUGACUAGGCUGAUGCUACUGAACUCGCCGGGGAGUACCGUGUGGAAGGACUUUUCGAGAUCGUCAGCGGGUCAUCCCCCUUCUUUCGGCCCCCCUUUCGUAUUCCGUUCUGUCAACUCCGAUGGAUUGCUUCUUUGCGUCGGGUAAGGAUUUUCCCUUCUGGUUGGCGGGUCGUAACGUAAAGUGGUCUCCAAGUGCUCAUGCUGCUCCACCCUCUUUAUAUUGUAACAAGAGAGAAAGCGGUUCGUAUUCAAAGUCAGGACUUGAGAUGGCGGAGAUGGUAUAUUAUAGACGCUAGGGAUGCCCCGUUCAUGACGAAUUCAUUUGUCAACCUCUUGCCAGAAGGUGCGCUAGCAAGAUCGAGAACACUCCUUUUUGGUUCAACUCCAAAAUACCUUGUUUCAUUCUUUUCGGUCACCCUUCCCCUUCCUGUAUCGCUUGUUAAGAAAGAGCCCGCCCCUUUCUUCAAUUCAAUGAGUAGCCGCGCUAGAGUCCGGUCGUUAGCUGACCCUAGGACCUUUCUUUUUCUAAGCGGAAUACGAGCCGGGGCGAGCCACACCACAGUGUAAAUGAGACAGACGUGAAUCAAUAUGCGUUGAACCAGUCAUACAUACGGCAUAUGGGGAAAGGGAAAUAGCGUCUGAGAUGUGCGCUAUAAGACUUCCUACCCCUUAGCAUGAACCUCUAGCGACCUAGCUAAUUACGGAUGCGGAUGACCAAAGAAGCAAACCGGCUAUUCCUUCAGAAGGCAUGGACUCCAGGGCAAACCACUCUUCCUAUCUGAUUGGUUUACCAAGAUCCGGCUUACCUGACUUUGAGGGGGGAGCUUAUGCUCGGUGCAAUCCAUACUCAUGAGAGGUCCUAUUCCUAACGUGACUCGUCCUUUCACCGUAAGUUCUGACUAUUCUAUUCACUCCACAUUGAAUAAAGCAGAAGAGACGGAGGAAAGAGGAUUGGGCAUUUAUUAGGCUUUCUUUGAUCCUUCAUUUCUCGACUAAGACUUUUUGUCAUAUCAUCAAUUCCAUCCAAUUCGUUUCUCUUUUCUUUUAUAAGAGAAUCAUGGAUCCGGGCUCAGAGCGGAAAAUUUCAUUUGAAAGAGCAUCCAAUGGUUAGCGUUCGGCAACGAGUGCCUCAGACGCUGUGUGGUCUACUCUACCUCAAUUCACCAUUUCGAACCCUCCCCGUUAUGACUUAGAGCAUCCCUCACGUCUUAUAAGUGACUUGCGAAAGGAAGGACAAGUUGGUUUGAGGACCCGUUGGUCAAAGGAAAGAUGGAAACAGGGGAGUUGGCUGAUAAAGAUGGACAGUAACGAUCGCGUAAUAUCCAUUUUUCGGCCUCGUCAUCGAAAGCGUCUUCCAAUUGCUCGGAAAUUCUCAGCUAUAUGGGGGGCUUGGAUGGUGAGCAAAAACAAUUGAUCACGAAGUUGGUCAACUUUCGCAUGAAAGAAGGUAAAAGAACAAGAGUUCGUGCUAUUGUUUAUCAAACUUUUCAUCGCCCAGCCCGAACUGAACAAGAUGUAAUCAAACUUAUGGUUGACGCCCUAGAGAAUAUAAAGCCCAUAUGCGAAGUGGAAAAAGUAGGAAUAGCAGGUACUAUUUAUGAUGUCCCCGGGAUUGUAGCCAGGGAUCGUCAACAAACCUUAGCUAUUCGUUGGAUCCUUGAAGCAGCUUUCAAACGACGUAUAAGCUACAGGAUAAGCUUAGAGAAAUGUUCAUUUGCUGAGAUACUGGAUGCUUACCGAAAGAGGGGAAUUGCACGUAAGAAAAGGGAGAAUCUUCAUGUACUGGCUUCCAAAAAUCGAAGUUUCGCGCAUUUCAGAUGGUGGUAAAGUGAGACCACAUAAAGAGCUCUUCCUCAUUCAGUCAAAUUAUUCAGUAAGAUAUGGUUCCUUUUUGUUUGAAUCUUCAUAUAGAAAGCCGGCUUCCUCAUACUUCUCCCUUCAUUCAUUGAGUUGGAGGAAUCCAUAGGAGGCCCGCCCGUUAUGCAUUGCAUGAAAGAGCCUUUCUUUCUACGACUUCUCUUUUGCCCCAGGUCGAAUGAGAAAGGGAGAUCAACCCAAAAAUAGGCCAUGAAUGAAGAAGUAGCGGGCCUUUCAUCCUCUUUCUAGUGACUCUCGGGGAGAGCUGAUCUAAUAAAUGCACUUCAAAGGGAGGGAAGCUAGGUUUCCCAUUUCUUAUUCUGAGAAGGAUCGUUUGUUUCUGUAUACUUGCGUCUUAGGACUACCCUUUGUAAUGACCCCGUUGAGCUACCUUUUUCUUUUCUUGCCGGGUCUAUUUCAUUUUCCAAAAGAAAACUAGAACCUGAUUUCCUAAUUAGCUUGGGAUCUUAUUUGAUUACUAGGUGGAUGUCAGGUCCAACCAAAGCACUGCUUAUUGAAUAACUUCACUUCAGCACCACCCUAUGAGC